Messenger RNA from Cicer arietinum (chickpea), 3506 nucleotides. RefSeq lists its product as uncharacterized. Lineage: Eukaryota; Viridiplantae; Streptophyta; Magnoliopsida; Fabales; Fabaceae. Gene Ontology annotation, molecular function: protein binding. The record is from RefSeq and is a predicted model, not a curated record.
CCAAUAAAAAUAAGUUUUGCCUUAAAACAAUCUAUACCAUAUUGUUUAUUCAAUUUGGCUAUAAAUAUUUAGGCUAUGUUCUUCACCAUUUCAUGAACUCUUUAUUUUCUUUCGAGUAAACUAUAUAUUAACACUUUCCACAAAAUAUGCAUUUAUCAAGCAAAAUCAAAUCAUCAAUGGAAUUGUUGCUUCUUUGUUUAAAUCUCUUACUCUUCCAUUUUCCAUUUUCUUCUUCUUUCAAUUUCUUAUACCAUCAUGAAGAAAGAAUUGCUUUGCUUCAAUUCAAGUCCUCCCUCACUACUAUGGAUAUGGAUUCAUAUUAUUACAGUUGUGAUGAACCUCUUCAAAAAACAACUACAUGGAAAAACAAUACAAAUUGUUGUUCAUGGCAUGGUGUCACGUGUGACACCAGCUCCGGUUAUGUGAUUCACCUCAACCUUGGUUGUGAAGGUCUUAAAGGUGUAAUUCAUCCUAACAAUACUAUUUUUCGUCUUACUCACCUCCAAACACUAAAUAUUUCUUACAAUGAUUUCUCAAACUCCUAUUUUCAUUCUAAGUUUAGUGGAUUUAUGAGUCUCACACAUCUUGAUUUGUCUAAUAGUUACUUUCGAGGCGAAAUUUCUCCUCAAAUAUCACACCUUUCCAAAUUAACAUCUCUUCGUCUCUCUGAAAAUUAUGAGUUAGUUUGGAAAGAAACCACCUUGAAGAGGUUUGUGCAAAAUGCAACAAAUUUAAGGGAGUUAUUUUUGUAUGGCACGGAUAUGUCAACAAUAAGAACAAAUUCCAUAGAUUUGAUCUUCAAUCAGUCUUCCUCUUUGGUUACUCUUAAUCUUGGAUCAACAAAAUUAAUAGGAAAUUUCAAAAAUAACAUUCUAUGUUUACCAGGUAUUCAAGAGCUAGAUAUGUCAUCUAAUAAUGGACUUGAAACUCAACUUCCAGAAUUUAGUUGCAGCAUUUCUCUUAAAAUCUUGGAUCUCUCUGAAUGUCAAUUCCAAGGGACAAUUCCUCUAUCUUUCUCUAACCUCACACAUCUUACUUCCAUAAGCCUCUUUAACAAUCUCCUUAACGGUUCAAUUCCACCGCCACUUUUAACUCUUCCACCUCUCACUUUUUUGUAUCUCUAUAACAAUAAACUCAGUGGCCAAAUCCCAAAUGUAUUUCCCUUGUCAAACAAAUUUCAAGAAUUAUUUUUGAGGAAUAACAAAAUUGGAGGUGAACUUCCAACAUCACUUUCAAACCUUCAACAUCUCAUUCGCUUCGAUCUUUCAUAUAAUUCAUUUAGCGGGCAAAUUCCAAAUGUGUUUAGUGGAAUGGCCAAAUUGCAAGAACUCAAUCUAGGUUCAAACAAUUUACAAGGACAAAUUCCAUCUUCAUUAUUUAACUUGACUCAACUUGAUACAUUAGAUUGUUCUUUUAAUAAAUUAGAGGGUCCUCUACCCAAAAAAAUUACAGGGUUCCAAAAGUUAAUUGAAUUGACUUUAGAAAACAACUUGAUACAUGGAACCAUUCCUUCAUGGUGUUUAUCUUUGUUUUCUAUGGUAAAUUUAGAUCUAUCAAAUAAUCGACUAACAGGGCAUAUCAGUGCAAUCUCAUCACAUUCCUUAGAGGUGCUAUAUCUAUGGGGCAACAAACUACAAGGAAAUAUUCCAGAAUCAAUCUUCAACCUUGCAAACCUAACUCAACUAUUUCUAUCAUCAAACAACUUUAGUGGUUUUGUCAAUUUUCAACUCUUCUCAAAUCUUCAAAAUCUUGAAUAUCUGUACCUUUCAGAUAAUAGCCAAUUGUCAUUGAACUUUGAAUCCAAUUUCAAUUUCUCUCGACUAAGAGAAUUGGGUUUGUCUUCUUUGAGUUUAACUGGAAUACCCAAAUUAUCAGGAAAACUUUCGAAUUUGUCAUAUCUUGAUCUGUCCAAUAACAAACUUAAUGGAACAGUGCCUAAUUGGUUGCUUGAAACAUCAACGUCUUUGAACCUCUCUCAAAACUUGUUCACUUCAAUAGACCACUUCUCAAAGAAGCUUGAUUCUAUUGAUCUUAGUUUCAACCUAUUGGCUGGUGACCUAUCUUUUUUGUCAGAUUGCAAUAUGAGUUCACUUCGAAUACUCAACUUGGCAAACAACAAUUUGACAGGUACCAUUCCACAAUGUCUUGCUAAUUUAUCAUCCCUUCUAAUUUUGGAUCUACAAAUGAACAAUUUUCUUGGCACUUUGCCAAAUAACUUUUCAAAGGACUGUUCUCUUGAAACUUUGAAUCUCAAUGACAAUCAAUUAGAAGGCCAUUUGCCUAUAUCUUUGUCCAACUGCAAAAACUUGGAAGUUUUAAACCUUGGCAACAACAAAAUACAAGAUUAUUUUCCAUAUUGGCUUCAAACUAUAGAUGUUUUGAAAGUGCUGAUUUUGAAAGACAAUAAAUUUCAUGGUUCCAUUGCUAAUCUAAACAUCAACAAUCCAUUUCCAAAUUUAAUCAUUUUUUAUAUCGCCGGUAAUAAUUUUAGCGGUAUGUUACCAAAAGACCUUUUCAAAAAUUUUGUAGCCAUGAGGAGUUAUAAUGGCAGAUUCCAUUACAUGUCAAUUUUAUUGGGUGGUAUCGACAGACCAAUUUCUCAACUAAGCAUGUACUAUGAUUAUGUGUCUUUGGCAACAAAAGGGAUCCAAUUGAAAUUUGUGAAAAUUCCAACAAUCUUUGUAAGCAUUGAUUUGUCAAGAAAUAAAUUUGAAGGAGAGAUUCCAAAUGUCAUUGGAGAGCUUCAUGGACUCAUAGGGCUUAACCUUUCCCAUAACAGACUCACUGGUCCUAUUCCUCAAUCCAUAGCAAACUUGAAAAACUUGGAAUCAUUGGAUCUUUCCUCAAAUAGGCUUAGUGGUGUGAUUCCUUUAGAAUUAACCAAUUUAAUUUAUCUUGGAACCAUGAAUCUUUCUAAUAACCAUCUUGUGGGAGAAAUACCUAAAGGAAAACAAUUUGACACAUUUUCAAAUGGUUUCUAUGAAGGAAACUUGGGGUUAUGUGGAUUUCCUUUGACAAUGAAAUGUGGACCUGAAAAAAAAUCUUCACUUUCAUCAAAGUUUUGGAGUGAAGAUAAAUUUGGAUUUGGAUGGGAACCAGUGGCAAUUGGAUAUGGAUGUGGAGUGGUGUUUGGAAUAGGGCUUGGAAGUUGUAUGUUUUUAAUGGGAAGGCCUAGAUGGCUUGUGGUGUUGUUUGGUGGCUAUCCUAAGAGAAGAGUGAAAAGGAGAACAAGAGUGAGGAGUACUCAUGCUUCAACCAUGAAUCAGAUGAUUCAAAUGUCAUAGUUUUGUUGUUGUGGUUAUUUUCUAUAGAAAGUUAGUUUUUACAUUCUAUUUGAAAAAAGCUUGAUGUGAGUGUGGCAAUCUUGUCACACUUAUUUGACUUAGCUAGUUUGAUUUUGGGUUUGUAAGUUGAAUUGUAUUGUGUUUUUUAUAUGGUCAUUCUACAGCAUGUGUGAUUGAUUGUAAUUUAAGAAACUUUGCCUAAUAACUCAUAUUUAUAGGGUC